AUGCCGUUUCCGAAGUACCCGGUGGAGACAUUUGCGUGUAUCUGGAGACACUGUGGAGUCAACAGAUCUCGGUUCGACAAGUCCUUGAACAGUCCCAUCCUUGCACAGCAAGCCUGGCAAGGAGUCAACGUGAACCGUCGCCCCGUUCGCCAGUUCUGGAACCCCAAGGUUGCCCCAGUUGCCAGUCUCGGCAGCAACAAGACAGAAUCCACUCUCGAUCUCAUCGUUGACCUGACGUCACAACGACUCAGCCAACCCCCUUCUGCCUUGCAGGCCUUGCAGAACCGCUGCCCGCGCCCCGCGAGCAAUCAGAAAACCUCUGCCCGCGUGUAUCGACCAAGGGGUGCACCGAGAGAAACGCACUCACGCGCACUCGACAGCAACACCGAACACCGUCCCUCCUCACACCUCACUUUCUCUCUCAACCGCCGCCCAGACUCUCUGAAGCAAGCAAGCAAGCAGAAUCAUCCAAUGAUGACGGCGUCCGCUCCUGCUCAGCAGACUCCACUCCAAACUCUCCGCGACGAACCCGACAGCCCUGCCUCAAAGCCGCCUGCACAGCAAUCUAUGCAAAGUCCCGUACCUGCGCGCCCGGAAUCCUCGUCGCACACUAUGCACCAUACCGAGCCACGACCUGCGGCUGGAGCCAGCGAUCAUGAUCAUACUUCCCGGCACGAUGAGUAUGAGGUUGUCGAGGUCGAGGAUGGACAGGCUGGGGUGGAAGAGGCGCCCAAAGCCACCUUCUCACGCCCGCCUCUGCCUCGUCUGAACUCCCAGUCGCGGGCAGCUUCCUCGCCGGCGCCAUUCCAUGAAACCAAUCCUCCGGAGUAUCCUCAUCGACAGGUUAGCUACACGAGCACCCCACAACCAGAGCAAGGCGGGCCUGUCCACCUGCAGGGCUCGCGGGAGAUACCUAUCCCAAUGAGGCCAUCGUCUACACAAUACCAAACGGGUCCCGAGGCAUCAACACCGCCGACAACCGAGACCACAGACAAUGGCAUAGACGAGGGCUCGCAAGAUGUCAAAUCAUCGUCGCAAGGCAACACCCCGAAGCCACAAGAAAAGAAUGCCCCGAUCGCGAUCCCAAAGGUCACACCUCUGUCUUCAGACCUUAGGUUGCCCCCAAACCUUGCUGAGCUAGCGCAAGGUCUGGAUGGCAAGUACGUUGAUGAGUUUGGAAACAUUUUGGACUGGAAUGGUCAAGUGCUUGGACGUGUGGAAGGUGACCUGCCGUCCAUGAUCGGACGACCAGUCUCAGUAACGGGCGAGAUCUUCAGCGAAGACGGCGAGGUGGUCGGUUACGUAGCGGAGAACGAUACCAUUCCACCAACGCCUCCGUCUCCUAAGCCCAUUGAAGGCAUGGGAGACGGACUGAAGGUGGACCACUUGGGGAACAUCCUCGACAAGCAUAACAAUGUCGUCGGUCAUUUUGACGGCGCUCCUCUGGCAAAGUCUGUUCAGCAGACAGGCCAGUCGAGUAGCUCAAACCAGUCCAGCAAUCCUCGACCCGGUUACAUGCCCGACACGCAUACUAGCUGCCCUCAAUGUACUGCUCAUCGACAGUCUAAGCCAUCAGCUGAUACUCCCAGCCCGUCCGAGAUAUUCAUGGACGUCAAGUCAACCAAUGAUGGUAUUCAGCUCAUCAUCAAGAUCCCAACUGUAUUUCACGGUGGUGGGAAUCCCAAUAUCCAUAUAGGAACCAGAUGA
Colletotrichum abscissum is the source of this 1707-nucleotide messenger RNA. RefSeq lists its product as uncharacterized. The coding region runs from base 1 to 1707 and encodes 568 amino acids. The transcript has 2 exons. The record is from RefSeq and is a predicted model, not a curated record. Lineage: Eukaryota; Fungi; Ascomycota; Sordariomycetes; Glomerellales; Glomerellaceae.